ACGCAAGUUUGGCGGGCAGCGGUUCACCGAUUGGCGGGUCUUCGCUCCUGUAGUUAAUGGUCGUCGUAGCCGUCCGUGUAGCAUCAGCUCGAGAUUUUUCUUAAAAAACGAGGUUUUGCGCGAGUUGGUUGUGCAAAGCCAGUUGCCGAGCUGUCCAUAAGAUUCAGAGAUCGAGAAACGACACUCAUUUAAAAGACUAAAAGAUGAGUUCAAGCGUGUGCUACAAGUGUAACCGGAUGGGCCAUUUCGCACGAGAAUGUCCGCAAGGCGGUGCCGGAGGCGGCGGCCGAGGAGAUCGUGACCGUGACCGUGACGGUGGUUUCGGUGGACGGAAUCGUGGUGAGAAGUGCUUUAAGUGUAACCGAUAUGGUCACUUUGCACGUGAUUGUAAGGAAGAUCAAGACCUGUGCUACCGUUGUAACGGAGUUGGGCAUAUCGCGAAGGACUGCCAGCAGGUAGGAUCAAACGUUCCUGAAUUGAGCUGUUACAACUGUAACAAGACUGGGCACAUUGCUCGUAGCUGCCCUGAGGGUAACGACUCUGGCCGAUUCUCUGGACAGAGCUGUUACAAUUGCAACAAGACGGGCCACAUCGCUCGAAACUGCCAGGAAUCUGGUGGUAAAACUUGUUACGUAUGCGGCAAGACGGGCCAUAUAAGCCGUGAAUGCGACCAGGAUGAUAGGAAGUAGGAAACAACCGAAACCUCACAAAACAAUACACAUUUAUUACUGAUUGAUUGAUUGAUUGAUCGUUGGGGAUAGUAAUUAGAGUAGCGUUUUAAUCGCUCCAAGUAUCGUACCAAGAUCAUUCAAAAAACUCCCCCUGCCCUCCCCUCCGCCCACCGUUGUUUCUUCGCAAGGGUUUCUUAAAAUCUUUAAGUUUUUAUCGCUGUUAAUGCCACCACUGUAAACUAUAACAAUAUACUGGAGAUAAUACGAAUGAA
Messenger RNA from Neodiprion virginianus, 943 nucleotides. RefSeq names its product CCHC-type zinc finger nucleic acid binding protein (gene CNBP). NCBI's taxonomy places the organism in Eukaryota, Metazoa, Arthropoda, Insecta, Hymenoptera, Diprionidae. Gene Ontology annotation, molecular function: nucleic acid binding; zinc ion binding. The record is from RefSeq and is a predicted model, not a curated record. The coding region runs from base 204 to 689 and encodes 161 amino acids. The transcript has 3 exons.